Prunus mume (Japanese apricot) is the source of this 1732-nucleotide messenger RNA. Its product is annotated as Pentatricopeptide repeat (PPR) superfamily protein. Gene Ontology annotation, molecular function: protein binding. The record is from RefSeq and is a predicted model, not a curated record. NCBI's taxonomy places the organism in Eukaryota, Viridiplantae, Streptophyta, Magnoliopsida, Rosales, Rosaceae.
CCGUAAAUGCCACAAUCACAGUCCUCGUUUUCCUCUCUUUGGUUUGAACCCCAAAACCUUACUCUCCCUUAAACCCUAAAAUUGAAGAACGUAAAGCUCGUCACUUUAGUGAUCAGAAAUCUCUGGGGCCAUGCCAUCGUUUCACGGUCGGGUUUCUAAGCACAUCUUGUCCAUAAUAUCUAACCCUCUUCGCCAUUCAUCUGAACCCCCCAUUUCAACGAGAUUGUCGAUAAAACUGCGUCGUUCAAGCUCCACAGCUGAUCGCAGCGGUGAAAUGGAAGCACCAGAGCAACAACCUCCAGAGCCCAUACCCAAUAGGCCUUUGAGAGGCCAAAGACCGUCCAAUCCCCCGACCUCCCCUCUUCAAUUCCUCAACAAAAACUCACCCAUUUCAGAAAAGAGGAGAGAGAACCCUUCUCCGCCAUUGCAGGAUAGCAGUUUUCUUGAAAAGCUCAAGCUUGGUCUUGACAAGUCCAAGAGAGAGAAGCCUCAAGAAGUUGACGAGCCGCCCCAGCCACCUGAAGAAGCAGACGAGAUAUUCAAGAAGAUGAAGGAGACGGGUCUCAUUCCCAAUGCUGUGGCCAUGCUUGAUGGGCUUUGCAAGGAUGGGUUGGUUCAGGACGCCAUGAAGCUUUUUGGGUCGAUGCGUGAAAAGGGUACUAUUCCUGAGGUCGUUAUAUACACUGCUGUGGUUGAUGGGUUUUGCAAAGCUCAGAAGCUUGAAGAUGCUAAGAGGAUUUUCAGGAAGAUGCAGAGCAAUGGGAUUAUUCCCAAUGCUUUUAGUUACACUGUGUUGAUACAGGGGUUGUAUAGGUCUAAUAAGUUGGAGGAUGCUGUUGAAUUUUGUGCUGAAAUGCUGGAAGCCGGUCACUCACCGAAUGUAGCUACUUUCGUGGGAUUGGUUGAUACGAUUUGUAAGGAAAAUGAUUUGGAAGAAGCUGAAAGUGUUGUUGGGAAGUUGAAGCAAAAGGGGUAUUUGGUAAAUGAGAAGGCUGUUAGAGAGUUUUUGGACAAAAAGGCGCCAUUUUCACCCACGGUUUGGGAAGCUAUCUUCGGGAAGAAGAAGUCUCAGAAAUUUUUUUGAGUUCUCUUGGUCAUUAGAAGCAUAAGAAAUUAUUUUGCAUAAUUCUACAAGUUCUGGAGAAUUCGUGCUCUUAGGUGAAGAAAAAAGAAAUGGGGGUUCUUGUUUUUAAGGUCUUCUUCUUUUAGGUAGCUCAAAGAUGUAUCAGAAAAUAAAUUAUUUUUUCCUCCAAGAUGCUCCCAAGCUUGUAGAACAUGUAACUGUUCACUCUGUUGCCAUAACUAUACGCUUUUGGUCACAUUAAUUUGUUGCCAACUCAAAUUGUGGAUGGUAGCUGCAGUGUGCCAAUAGACAGCCCUCAAAACAUGCAACCGCGUAUGGCAAAAAGCGGUUGGCGUCUCUCUUGUGCAAAAGCAGAAACUCAUCAUGGUCGGUUAUUGUUUAUUCCAAGUGAGCAAAUUGUGAAGAAAGAGAUACAUCUCCUCUUGAAAUGACUUUGGGUAUUAUAAGCUCCUCCUACUUUAAAUGCCAAGCACCAACUCACACCCAACAAAAUUCUCUGUGCCCCAUAAGAUCUUUGUGAUUUGGUCGGCUUUAUUUUUAUCCCCCCUGCUAGUUUAAGGUAGUAUGUGGUCAUAUACCUAGGCUAGAGGGAACUGUCCCAUUAAGGGUGGGGCUGAUGUAGCAUGUUUCAAUUAACCCAUAAUUAUC